GGCCGGCGGGCCCGGGCGCACCUGGCGGGGCGGCAUGGCCGUGCGGGGCCGGGGCGGCGCCGGGGGCAGAGUCCAGCGGGGAAGCCGGCGGCGGCAGGAGCCCGGUACAAGCGAGGAAGAUGCCGCUGGGGCUGAGGAACAAGAAGAAGGAGAAGUCCAAGGAGACCUUCAAGCUGGUGGAGAGCGAAGCGGCGGCCCCGGCCCCCGCGGCCCCGGCGCCGGCCCCGAGCGCGUCGCGGCUGCAGUUCCACACGCAGCUGGCGCACGGCAGCCCCACGGGCCGCGUCGAGAACUUCGGCAGCGCCCGUGAGUUGUACGCGAAGAUCGCCGAGGUUUUCCGCAUCGACCCCGCCGAGAUCAUGUUUUGCACUUUGAACACUCAUAAAGCUGAUAUGGACAAGCUCUUAGGUGCACAAAUUGGCCUUGAAGAUUUCAUAUUUGCCCACGUAAAAGGACAACGAAAAGAAGUGGAAGUUCUUAAAACUGAUGAUGUGCUUGGGCUUACCAUUACAGACAAUGGAACUGGAUGUGCGUUUAUUAAGCGAAUCAAAGAAGGUAGCCUUAUGGACCAAACCAAAAUGAUCUGCGUGGGUGAUCACAUUGAGACUAUAAAUGGAAAAAAUGUGUCAGAUUGUCGGCAUUAUGAAGUUGCCAGGAUGCUAAAAGAUCUGGAGAAAGGUCAAGUGUUUAAGCUGGAGUUGAUAGAGCCUAGGAAAUCAUUUGAAAAGCUGGAACCAAGGUCCAAAGGUGGAACUCUGCCAGAGGCUAAAAUCUCCAGAGGAAGAGAAACGCUUCGGCUGAGAACCAAAGGCCCUGCUACUGUGGAGGAAAUGCCAACUGAAGUUGAAGAAAAAGCAAUUAAAAAAGUGGAUGAGCUUCUUGAAACAUACAUGGGGAUAAGAGAUAUUGAAUUAGCUGCAACAAUGGUGGAAGCUGGAAGAGACAAGAAAAACCCAGAUGAAUUUGCUGUGGCAUUGGAUGAAACUCUUGGAGACUUUGCAUUUCCAGAUGAGUUUGUGUUUGAUGUAUGGGGAGCAAUAGGUGAUGCUAAGCUAGGACGACUGUAAUGAGAGCUGUGAGGUUUAUAAUCUCCAUUUGAAAGUACAAAAUUAUGUUCAAACAUGAUAUAUCAGAAUUUUAAUACUUUCAUUGAUAAGAAUCCAGGAUGCUCUGUGUAAGUAUUCUUAUCUGAAUCUUUUGCAAAAGAGGUUUCUAGUAGAAUGAGGAAGAUAAACCCAAAGUUCUCACAACUGCACAUUUAAAACAAACCUUUAAUUUAUAUGUGGAAAUCACUGUGAGGAGUGCAUCAAGGAGAACUAUUUAUACAGACAUUUUAUGAAAAGUAGGUAUUUUUUAUUGUACAUAAACUUUGAGAUCGAUAUUCUGAAGACUGUUAGACGUGCAAAAAAGGGUUUGGGUUACUUUAUCUCUUAUUUCAAAAGGUUUAUAAACUUGUUGAAAAACUACCUAGCUACAUGCUGAAGUUCCCUGUUCUUCUGUUGUCCUUAUGUAUUCCCAUACACAAAUUGCUGUAGAAAACCUAAAAAUCUUAGGUUUUCUUACAGGUUGGCUUUGAUGUAAUGUUUUUUUGUAGACAGAGUUGGGAAGAAGCUACCCUAUUUCUGAGGAACCUAAGUUCAGGAAAAAAAAGUAUUUCCUCUGAAACAUUCUUCUGAAUUAAGAUCUUUGCAUGAAAAGACUUGUUUCAUUUGUGUCAUAACACUCAAUGUCUAGGUAUUACUGGGAUGACUAAGAACAGUAGAAAUGCUUAACCGAGGAAGCUGCUGCAUUAUUCAGAUGCCAUAUUGUUGCAAAAGGAACUUCAUAGGAAGAAACAAAUGUUGAUUUUGGUUACUAUUUGAAUAAUAUCUGUGAUCUGGCACUGGAGACCAGAGUGUAUGACUACAUGCGUAAUUGAUCUUUGCAAAUGCUAAAUUAUUUGCUGAGAUCCUAUGGGCAUUCCUAUGUCUGCUUUUUUUCAACAUGACAACACAGGACAGACAUUGAAGGUGUUUAUACCUGGAAGAUAUUAUUGUAACGUCACAAGCAAUCACAGUUUGGAUAGAAAUGCCUGUCUAAACCCUGAAAAAAACAAUACACUAAUUUUAGAUGUUAUUAUUUCAUUAUAUUCAUUAUUAUAUUGUACAUAAAAAAUCAUUUUAACUGAUUAUAUUUUACUAAUAAAUCUCAGAUUAUUAAAAGUGAACUGUCUCUUUUAACACAUCUGCUAUCCCUGCAUUUUUCCUGUUCACUCUGUAUUUAAUGAAGAGCAACGCAAAAUUUUGUUUCUACCCUUAAUAAGACUUUUUCAGUUUUUGCUCUUCCUAGUUUUAAUUAAGACAGAUAUUUUCUCAUUUGGUUAGAAAAAGCUACUUUCAAGUGAUUUUUUUAUAGCCUAAUAACCUGUCAUGAGUAUCCUUGAAAGUGAAAUUGAACAACAAUGUGGGGCCUCACCUGGGUAGGUGUCAUAGCUUUUUAGUAUUUUUGUAUUUGCAUAAGCAUAUAAAAUAAUAGGUUUUACAAUUAUUUUUUUUUUCUAAAUAAUUGCCUAGUUACUUUUCUUCUGAGGAGAAUGUCUUUCACUGUCUUGCAGAGAUCUCUUUGAAAUAAAGACUAUGCCAAUAAUUUUACGUGUUCUAUGUCAAUGAUUUUUUUGGUCUAAAACCAUGACACUUUGAAGUCCUCAAUUGGUCCUCAUUCUCUUACUGUGUUGUUUAGGAAGGCUCCUGAACUCCAGUCUUCUGCAAUGUUAAAACAUGUGAAUAUUUUUUCAAAUUAUGGAAUAUUGAAUGAAGUUUAUAAAUAUACAGUAUAAAUACUGGUCAGUGGUCUUUCAACAGGGAUAAUUUUAUAAAUGCUGUUGUGAAUAUCUUGUGCUUGUAUCUCUGAUCUAAAGAAAAGAUUUCACAUAAAGAUAUUUUUUUUUAAUGGAAAGAGUAGUACAGGGCAAUAUGGAGAUCAUCUGUUUUAUUGUAUUUAUUGAGAAGUUUAAAGGUGUCAAAGUUUCUCUUUGUUAUACUAGUGCCUCAUAUUACCAGUGUGGGAUGAAAUGCAAAUGUAUCUUCAAAAAGGUUUGAUAACUAUCAGUUUCUGUAUGUAGAAAUGCAUAUAGAUGAUUGAUUAAAAAAAAGGCUGUUUUCAAGUUAUGAGGAGUAAACACAUAUAAUUUUACAAGAAAGUUUGAGUUUUAGUAAGACUUGAAAAUAAAUUGAAGAAACUUUGUAAGAAGGUGGUUGAAUUUUAUACAUCCCUUUUAUCGACUGAAGCCUCAAGGAUUUUUUAUUCUGAGAAAGGAGUAUAAUUUUAGGAUGGAGAGCACAAGGUGGGUGGUAUUUAAUAAUUGGAAGUCUGAACUCAGUCUUCUGUUGCAAUUGAAGGUACUCUGUCUUGCACAGGGCUACUUUAACUAAUGUACUCUUGGUAAUGAAGAGUUAAAGGAUCACAGGCCAUAUAAUUGAUUCCUUUAGGUGAAAAGGAAAAAUGAAAUGUCAAGAAUUCCCUGUUGGUUUUAAAUUGUUUCAAUAAAACUCAGCUGUCAGAAUUUGUGAAAAUGUUUAUAUACACUAAUGUUAGUAACCAAUGUGUCACUGAUUAUAAAAUCAAUUCAAGUUAAGAGUUCCUUCUUAAAUGGUAAAAAAGUACUACAGAAGAGCUGUAUUAUAAAACAAUACAUUAAAUUGUACCUGUGGCAGAUAAUCUCUUGUGUUUUAGCUUUUUGUUUUGAGAAAUUAAUGUUUUUCAAUCAAUUUAUCCUCAGAGAAUAAUUUGUCCUAUCACACUGAUAAAGUAGUGAGAUGAAAAUGAUCUCUGAGGCUGUAAUUCUACACAGAGGUGUCUCUUGUCAUAGGGGCCUCUCUUUGCAGAGUUUAUAUCAGAACUAAGAUUUGAAUAGUGAUUGUAUUUUUACUAUCUUUUAUUUCAAUAAACUAUGUUGCUCUAUCUUAA
Apus apus (common swift) is the source of this 3945-nucleotide messenger RNA. It is a transcript of the gene GIPC2, whose product is annotated as GIPC PDZ domain containing family member 2. The record is from RefSeq and is a predicted model, not a curated record. Gene Ontology annotation, molecular function: protein binding. The coding region runs from base 120 to 1067 and encodes 315 amino acids. The transcript is spliced from 6 exons. Lineage: Eukaryota; Metazoa; Chordata; Aves; Apodiformes; Apodidae.